AUGUUCAUGCUCAAGAAUCUGUUUGGAAGGGUGAUGAAUGACCAAAACAACCGCGAACUCGUCCAGAUCCCCGCCGGAGCCCUGUACCUCGUGCGCCCAGGCAACGUCAAGAGCUCUCGCGAAUGCAUCUACAAGGACGCCGUCAUGACCAUCAGGAGGACGGCUACUGUGCACAACUAUCAGCUGGUCGUCACUCGCGCCUACGAGGAGGGCGAGGAGCAGCUUCUCGAGGAGGAAGACGAGAGCGACGACGAACGCGCCUUCCUCAUCGACCAGAAGCUCGAGUUCCGCCAGUCGCGGGGCAGCGGCGGCGAGCAGACCUUCGCAUGGAAGGACCUUACCGGCGACGUCGACGAUCUCUUCGAAUUUGUCGCCGACUCGCGGCUUGUCAAUGCGGCGACCGCUGACCUGUUCACCAUCACCUACAUCAACUGCGCCUACGAGCGAAAGAGUGGACGGAGCCACGAGGAGGCCAGCGACGAGGAGCUCCAGGCACUCAGCUACGGCGGCGGCGAGAAGGGCAGCACAGAUGCCGACGCCGACGACAAAUCCCUCGAGAAGCAGCUUCAGGGCCUCAAGGUCUCGUCCGGCACCGUUGCCUCGAAGCAGGACGCGCCCACGGAGGACGAUGACGACGAGCAGGACGACGACGACGUCGAGGCGAACAAGCUCUUGACCUCGGUGGCCGACCUUUACCUCUACGACCAGGCCAGCGGCCUCUUCAUGAUCCAGGAAAAGGACGCCAAGGCCUCGGUCGUCGAGGCCGGUCGAUUCCUCUACUGGCUCUCGGUCCGCGGCGCCACGCGGCGCUGGCUCAGCCAAAAGGUCGACACGGGCCUGAACAUGCAGUUCUCGCCCGAGAACCUCUCAGCGGUGUGGAACUACUUUGACGAGGAGCGGCGGUGCUACUCGUGGCUCCUGCGCUUCGCCGACAAGGCCGCCUACGACGACUUCAUCCAGGGCUUCACCCGCUACCUUUGGGAGACGCUGCACGAGGAGAGCUGGUCCAAGGCCAAGCCCGACGAGCAGGCCUACAUGCAGGUGGCGUACGAGCAGGACGAGGAUCCGAUGGAGGUUGACGAGGACGAAGGCGACGAGCAGGACGACUUUGCCAGCGCCGCCGGCGGCAGCCAGGAGCAGCGCGAACGCGAACAGGACCAGGACGACGAUGAGGAGGACGAGGAGGAAGUGGCGCGGGCGCUGCGCGGCGGCGAGAGCACCGAGGAACGCGGAUGGCCCAAGGAGGAGAGCAGCGCGCUGUCCAAGGCGGACAAGGACGUCAACUCGCAGCUCGCUGUCGGAUACAAGUUUGACCGCUCCUUCGUCGUGCGAGGCGACAAGAUCGGCGUCUUCAAGCACACCGACGACAACCGCCUCGAGUUCGACACGACCAUCAACAAGAUCGCCACGCCAAAGGGCAAGGGCUUCCGCCCCAACAAGAUCAUGCUCCACAACCAGGACGCGGCCAUGGUCAUGAUGGACCCGGGCAACAAGCACGCGCUGUUCAACCUCGACCUCGAGUACGGCAAGGUGGUCGAGGAGUGGAAGGUGCACGACGACGUCGCCGUCCACAACGUGGUGCCGGACAACAAGUUCGCUCAGAUGACGGCCGAGAAGACCAUGAUCGGCCACAGCCACAACGGCAUCUUCCGGAUCGACCCGAGGCUGUCGGGCAACAAGCUGGUCGACUCGCAGUUCAAGCAGUACGCGUCCAAGAACGACUUUAGCGUCGCGGCCACCGACUCCAAGGGCCGACUGGCCGUGGCGAGCAACAAGGGAGACGUCCGCCUCUACGACAAGAUCGGCAAGAAUGCUAAGACGGCGCUGCCCUCGCUCGGAGACCCCAUCAUCGGCAUCGACACGACGGCCGACAGCCGAUACGUCAUCUUGACCUGCAGGACCUACCUGCUUCUGAUUGACACCAUGAUCGGCUCGGGCCGCUAUGCGGGCCACUCGGGCUUCGAGCGCAGCUUCCCCGCCGAUUCGAAGCCGAUCCCCAAGCGCCUCACGCUCAAGCCGAGCCACGUCGCCUACAUGGCGAGCGAGGUCUCGUUUACGCCGGCGCGCUUCAACACGGGUUCCGGCACCGAGACGAGCAUCGUCACGUCGACGGGCAACUACGUCGUCUCGUGGUCAUUUGAGCAGGUCAAGCGCGGCAACCUGUCGGCGUACGUGCUCAAGCGCUACGACGGCCCCAUUAUCCAGGACGAGCACACCUACGGCUCGGACCAGGCCAUUGUCGUAGCCUUUGAGAACGACGUCCAGCUCGCCAAGCGCUCGCAGCUGCUCAAGCCGACGCGCAAGAGCCUGGCGCCCGGUCGCCGAUGA
This is a messenger RNA of Pseudozyma flocculosa PF-1, 2328 nucleotides long. RefSeq lists its product as uncharacterized. The coding region runs from base 1 to 2328 and encodes 775 amino acids. NCBI's taxonomy places the organism in Eukaryota, Fungi, Basidiomycota, Ustilaginomycetes, Ustilaginales, Ustilaginaceae. Gene Ontology annotation, cellular component: cytoplasm; nucleus. The transcript is spliced from 4 exons. The record is from RefSeq and is a predicted model, not a curated record.